This is a messenger RNA of Hydra vulgaris (swiftwater hydra), 520 nucleotides long. NCBI's taxonomy places the organism in Eukaryota, Metazoa, Cnidaria, Hydrozoa, Anthoathecata, Hydridae. The record is from RefSeq and is a predicted model, not a curated record.
AUGUUUAUUUUAUGAUGGUGAUAAAACUAAUCUUGGAGAACUGAGAAACUUUAAUAUGCUUAAGAAUAUGUAUAAAAACUUUGCUAGAAGUGGAUUUAAAAAAAGCUCUAUGCAUCUCUAUAAGAAUGUUAUACAUCCAUGUCUCCUGGUUGAGUCUGAAGAGAUGUAUGUGCUUGAUGUCAUCCCUCCUCCAGAACUUCAUUUAAUGAUAAAGAUUAUAACAGAAAUUUCAAAUGUCUUCUGUAAGGAACCUGAUAUUGCUCUUUGGUUAAAAAAACAUGGCAUUAUUUGGCAUGUGUAUAAUGGAGGUGAACUGGAUGGUAGAAAUGCUAACAAAAUACGGAAGCUUUUGCCAGAUUUGGAAAAAUUUAUCUCAGAUAACUUUUUUUCUUACCAUCCAGUUAUUGAACUGUUAAAGUCUCUGCUAAAGUUUCUACAGUAGUAAACAUGUGUUUCGGAAUGAAACUCCAUGACGGUUAUGCUGAUGCCAUUGCAACAUAUAUAAGGAAGUUAAAGGUAA